Messenger RNA from Rhodofomes roseus, 864 nucleotides. RefSeq lists its product as uncharacterized. The transcript is spliced from 4 exons. The coding region runs from base 75 to 737 and encodes 220 amino acids. The record is from RefSeq and is a predicted model, not a curated record. NCBI's taxonomy places the organism in Eukaryota, Fungi, Basidiomycota, Agaricomycetes, Polyporales, Fomitopsidaceae.
UCUGUCACUCCCACCUCUGAGCUCACUCACCUCCGCCUCCAUCCAGCAAGAUUGUUCUUGAGACGCUACAAGCUAUGUCGCAUCCCGCCGCCAAAUCUUCACUGUCUCCUCAACUCGCGGCCACAACGAUCCUUGACUGGCUGAAGCCUCCCCGAGGCGAAGCCCUGGCCAGACUGCGUACCAACGGCCUAGGACUCCUGACCCUCACCGUUCUCACGAAUCUUCUACCACUCCCGUCGCCAUGGGUGGCGAUUGCCACUGUACGCAAAAACUUGCCGGUGAGCACGUUCUACUACGGCCUGUGUGCUCUUGAGGUUCUAGUACUCGCAAUACUAGGACUGAACAUCCUUCAAGCAUCGUACGCAUUGAAGUACCCACGCGCACAAGCGGCACCACCACCGCCACCGCCCUCUCCAAAGGCCAAUCACGCAUCUCCACGGAAAUGGCACCUUUCGAAUCUAUCCCCAAAUCCGAGCCCCCAGCGCCAGAAGUCGUUCAAUUAUGCACCAUCUCCCGCCUCGACCCCUUCGCGGACGCUCAAUUACACCAUCCCACCAUCCGCUGCGCUGGGUUAUGAUACGUCUUUCACGUCAUCUAUUGGCUCUGUCCCCGGCUCUCCCGCGUCGCCACUUGCAGGGUACCGAGGGAGACAUAGCGUCGCAUCGGGUCGUGCAUUUGACGGUUCGCUUCUGGUCCGCUUAGCACACGAAAAUUCCGAUGAGGAUGAGGAUGAAUGACCGGAGUCACCACCCCUCCCCACGGAGUGCCCGCUGCUCCGGGAACUGAACUAUAGCUCACGCACACUUAUGUGUAUGACGACUACGACAUGCCCUGGCUGGCAUCUCGUGCCGAAUGUCUGUGACA